CUAGCCAGUUACACAUUAGUCAGAGGCAGUCAGUCCCAUUGCGAUCCCUUUUUUUGUUAUUAGUUAGCUCAGUUAGGGUAACUGAUUAGUUAGUGUUUGUGAGCGAGUAGAGAGUGCAGUUCAGAGAGCGCAGAGAGGGAAAACUGGACAUGUAUACCACCUGGUCCUUUCAUCCUCCGCUUCCCGGGUACGACUUCACAGAGAUCAUCGGCCAAGGCGGCUAUGGCGUGGUGAAGCUCGCCCGCCAGUUGGCCACGGGUAGGGACGUGGCGGUGAAGAUCUUCCUGCGGGAACGCCGAGGCACCGCCUCACACAGUGUGGCCCGGGAAGCAAGCAUGCUGCGCAGCCUGCGGCACGACCACAUCGUCAAUCUCCUGGAUGAGAAGUGUCUGGGUAGGUUUGUGUUCCUGGUUAUGGAGCUAGCCAGCAGAGGCACCCUCCAUCGUUAUGUGUGGGAGCGAGGCGGCCUGGAGGAGCUCGAGGCCCGCUCGCUGUUCGCCCAGAUCCUAUCAGCGGUGGACUACUGUCACGCCAGCCGCGUGGCACAUAGAGAUCUCAAGCCAGGCAACAUAUUGUUGGACACGAACAUGAAUGUCAAACUGGCUGACUUUGGGUUGAGCCGCCGGCUGCCUGAGGGAGCGUGGGUAAGGGGCUUCUAUGGGACCCCGGAGUACUGUGCUCCAGAAAUGUUUUCCGGGGAGGAUUAUGAUGCCUUUCAGGCAGACAUGUGGAGUUUGGGGGUGACUCUCUUUGGGAUGCUGACAGCGACACUGCCCUUCACUGGGGCGACUGCGGGGGAGCUGCAGAACCGCAUCAUGGCUGGCCACUAUGUGCUGCCGCGGCCCUUCAGCCUGGGCCUGACGGACCUGCUGGGCUUCCUGCUCAGCGUAGAGGCCUGGGCGAGGUUCACGGCCGAGGUGGCCAGGACGCACUGGUGGUUUGGCACCUGUGAGGAGGUGCGCCCCGAGAGCCCAGUCACUCUUGUGGAAGUCUUAAAUGUUCCCCAGGACCCAGAAGCCAGGCAGUACCUCGCAGGGCUAGGUCUGCUGCCUGGCAGCAGAGAAGAGAGGACUCUGGACCCUGUGCCCCAGAACCUGGGGUUCCAGCCACCUUCCGUCUUACCGAGCGCUGGAAGCCACAAGACGCAGCACUGCUUGUGUUGGAGCUCCAUCCAUAGCGAUACUGCCUGCUCUCCACAAAGCUCUUUCACAGCCAGCCGCUUCCAAGAGAGCUCCAGUGAGUAUGUCCCCCUGUACCCAGUCUUUGCCCCUCUGUUUCCUCUGGAACCUGGGCCCCAGGCCGCCACAGAGGCCCACAGCCCUUGCUCCUUCUUACUAGGCCACCUGCAAGAAGAGAGAAGCUACGUUCCCAGUGCAUCCCAAGAGUCACCAGUAUCUGAGGCCUCCUGCUUCAAGGCCAGCACCAGCACCCCAAAGCGCCUCUCAGAUCCAGAAGUGGUGACAGCAAGUGAACCUGAGAAUACUGGCACCCCAGCCAUCACCAAGAAGAGGAAGAAGGGUUUCCAGGGUGUCUGCAGGAGUAUCCUCAGGUUCCUGCAGUGCACCUGCUGUAUCCGGCAGGCUCCAGACACAGGUCCCAGCCUGCACUCCCGAAAAGUGCUCCUGCGCUCCCGAAAAGUACUCCCAGAAGGCUCCCCGAGGUGCAGGUGA
Messenger RNA from Ochotona princeps (American pika), 1670 nucleotides. RefSeq names its product 5'-AMP-activated protein kinase catalytic subunit alpha-1-like. Gene Ontology annotation, biological process: intracellular signal transduction; protein phosphorylation. The transcript has a single exon. Gene Ontology annotation, molecular function: protein serine/threonine kinase activity; ATP binding. The record is from RefSeq and is a predicted model, not a curated record. Gene Ontology annotation, cellular component: cytoplasm. Lineage: Eukaryota; Metazoa; Chordata; Mammalia; Lagomorpha; Ochotonidae. Bases 150 to 1670 code for a protein of 506 amino acids.